AUGACGAGCACCCAAUCAUCAUCGCUCUCCUUCACCUCCUCUUUCAAAACAUCAUCGUCCUCGCGAAAACAACGACAACGACGACGACGACGAAGAAGAGCUCACUCCUUCAACGACGAACUCGUCGUCGUCAAAGCUUCAACGAACGACGACGAGGAAUUCGUCUCUGCUUUGAACGCGAAAUUCGCCAUCCCAACCUCCGUCUCGUUUUUCCAUGAUGAAUGCGAUGAAACAAAAUCUUCCCCGUACGUUUCUUUGACGCACAAAAACGGGUCCACGGCGAAAGUGUACCUGUUUGGCGCGAAUUGCGCGUCUUGGACGCAACCGACGGGCGACGAGGUUUUGUUUGUGAGACCAGAUGCGAAAUUUGAUGAAUCGGUUCCAAUUGCGGGUGGAAUCCCGAUAUGUUUCCCGCAAUUCGGAAUGAACGGUCCAAUGUCGCAACAACACGGGUUCGCGCGAAACAUGCGAUGGGAAGUCAUAGGCACCUCCGCGGACGUGAAUCCGGAUGACCCGGAACCGGCGGUUAUGUUGUCGCUGAAAUCGAACGAGGAGACGAGGAAGAUGUGGCCGUUUGAGUUUGAGUGCACGUACGAGGUAACUUUAAGAAGGGAGAAGUUGAAAUGCGAAUUUUGCGUGAAGAAUUGCGCGGAUGAUUUGAAAGAUGAGUUGGAGUUUACCGCGGCGUUGCACAGUUACAUCGAGGUGGUGGACGCGACGGAUUCGGAAAACGUGUACGUCAAAGGGAACUUGAAGGGUAAAUCGUACAUGGAUAAAGAGAUAGACGCGAAGAAUCCACCGUUGAUGACGUACGACAAAGAUAGGGUGACGUUUGGUACGAAACUAGUGGACUCGAUAUUCUUGAAUACAGAUCCAGAGGUGCUUUUGCACGUCGGUAACGGCGCCGCGGUGAGCGUGGAAAACACGACGGGGUGGAGGGACCACGUGAUUUGGAAUCCACACGAAAACAUGCCGCAGUGCUAUAAACAAUUCGCGUGCGUGGAAAGUGCGUGCGCGGUGAAACCAGUGGUACUUCCAGGAGAUGGGUACGUAUGGAAAUCGGAGAUGAACUUGACCGUGGUGACUUUAUAA
Molecule: messenger RNA, 1092 nt
Organism: Bathycoccus prasinos
Lineage: Eukaryota; Viridiplantae; Chlorophyta; Mamiellophyceae; Mamiellales; Bathycoccaceae
Exons: 2
Coding region: 1-1092 (363 amino acids)
Biological process (GO): carbohydrate metabolic process
Molecular function (GO): carbohydrate binding; isomerase activity
Source: RefSeq, a predicted model, not a curated record